Molecule: messenger RNA, 1221 nt
Organism: Rasamsonia emersonii CBS 393.64
Lineage: Eukaryota; Fungi; Ascomycota; Eurotiomycetes; Eurotiales; Trichocomaceae
Exons: 3
Coding region: 1-1221 (406 amino acids)
Source: RefSeq, a predicted model, not a curated record
AUGUCUUCUGCAAGACGGGGCUUAUUCCUCCUGACUUUUUGUACCAUUUACCUACUCUUGGCACCCAUAGCAUACGAUGCUGCUAGCAGAUGGUUAUUGACGACAGAGCGCAACACCAAGUCUGACUGCUGGCCAGAUAUAUAUUCCACGUCUCUCUUCUCAAACCAUCGCCAUUUCCUGAAUGGCUGGUUUUGGGCCGCAGUGCUCUUUCCCCUGGCCGAAAGGUUUGAGAAGAUCCUCUGGCGCUCUUUUUUUGCUGAUGGCGAUGACGAGUUGUACGGUCUGCAUCAUGCCAUUCUCAACGUGGAGGUGCCUCCAAAGAGCAUGUGGAUGAAUAUGGGGUAUUGGGAGCAUGCGAAAACAUUCCCCGAGGCGUGCACAUCUCUUUUGCAAAAGGUGCUCCAGACAGCUGGUCUGUUGGAUGAGGAUGGCAAACCACGAAUAUUCCAGGGCUCCGCGAGCAUCAAACUCGUUGACGUCGGUUUUGGUUGUGGUGACCAGACUCUCUACCUGACAAGACAAUUGUCGCGCGUUGACGAUCGCGACAGACAGCGCCCUCUAUUCGACAAUUAUGUUGGUAUUACGAUCAAUCGUCAUCAGGCGGAAUUUGCGCGCCAACGCCUCUCAGAAAACACCGCAGAGACAGAGACAUGGACGCCUAAUGUUCGAAUAUUCUGUGCGGAUGCCGCAAACCCUACCUCAUGGAGCAGUGAGCUCCGCGAUGUUGUAUCCAGGCCAGUGUCUGAAAAUGAGUCCUCUAAAGAGUCUACUUGGCUGCUUGCACUGGACACUCUCUACCAUUUCAAACCGUCCCGCCAACCUCUCUUCAAUUAUGCCUAUGAGCAUCUCCACGCAUCAAUCAUGGCUUUCGACCUGAUUCUCUCCGACUCAGCCUCGAUGAUUGACCGGAUUCUAUUGCGUCUAGUCUGCCUUCUUGCCUCCACCCCGUUUUCUAACUUCAAGACGCACUCUGAGUAUAGACAGAUGCUGAUCACGGCGGGGUAUUCAUCCGAUAGUAUUGAGAUGCAGGACAUCUCUGAGUAUGUAUUCUCUGGUAUUGCAGGAUAUAUUGAGCGGAGGGAAGCAGAGUUGAAACGGUUUGGAAUGGGUCUGGGCAAGUUGAGACAGGCAGGAAAGGUGUUUGGCUGGUGGGGGAGGAGUGGCGUUAGCUAUGGAACUUGGAGAUAUGGUAUCAUAGCCACUUUACAGAAUAAAGUCUAG